This is a messenger RNA of Cryptomeria japonica (Japanese cedar), 531 nucleotides long. RefSeq lists its product as uncharacterized. Gene Ontology annotation, molecular function: nucleic acid binding; RNA-DNA hybrid ribonuclease activity. The transcript has a single exon. The record is from RefSeq and is a predicted model, not a curated record. Lineage: Eukaryota; Viridiplantae; Streptophyta; Pinopsida; Cupressales; Cupressaceae. The coding region runs from base 1 to 531 and encodes 176 amino acids.
AUGACAUAUUGGGAUGAGAAAAUGAGAGGUAGAUGGUUAGGUCUGAAGAUCCCUCCCUUUGUAGGAGUAAGCAAUUCUAAUAAAAAGGAGCUAAGAGAAGCCUGCAAAUGGAAGGUCCCAAAAAAAGGGUGGGCUAAGCUUAACUUUGAUGGUGCUUCUUGUGGGAAUCCAGGUUCUGCAGGGAUCAGAUGUUGUCUGCAUGAGGAUGCUGGAAGGGAAUUAGCUAAGAUGACCAAACCUAUAGGGAUUGAAUCCAAUAAAAAAGCAGAGAUUUUAGCCUUAUUUGAAGGCCUCCUCUUAUGUUAUAAUAGGGGCAUUAGUAAGCUUGCCAUUGAAGGAGAUUUGGCUAUUAUUAUCAAUGGCCUUAGAAAAGGUUUUCUUCCUAACUGGAAGCUUAAUGCGAUCCUGUCAAGAGCUCUAAGCCUCCUCAAGGAUUUCAAGAAAAUAACCUUCAAUCAUAUUUAUAGAGAAUGUAACUCCAAGGCGGAUGAAUUAGCCAAUGCAGGGGCCGAUGGACGAUUCAUAAGUUAA